GACCCACGGAGUUGCUCGACUCCGCCGUUUGCUCUGUCCAUGUUUAUGAUGGGAAGGGAUUUCUAGGUAGACUGGGAGAGAGAGAGAGAGAGAGAGAGAGAGAGAGAAUGGGAACGGAGACCAUGGAGCAGCCACUGCUGCAACAGGCGGACGAGGAGAAGGGGCCCGGGAGGAGCGACGGAGGGGAGGCGGAGAGGGUUUCGGAGACGAAGGUGGAGGAUUACCCUCCGGUGAGGGAGGCUCGGGAGGCGUGGGAGGUGUUGGUGGCGGAGUCCAAGAAGCUGUGGUCGAUCGGGGCGCCCAUCACGUUCAACGUAUUAUGCCUCUACGGCUUCAGCUCCAUCACCCAGAUGUUCGUCGGCCACAUCGGAAACCUCGAGCUGUCCGCCGUCGCCAUCGCCCUCAACGUCGUCUACCUCUUCAACUUCGGCUUCCUCCUCGGCAUGGGGAGUGCACUGGAGACGCUCUGCGGGCAAGCCUUCGGUGCAGGCCGCGUCGAGAUGCUCGGCGUGUACAUGCAGCGCUCCUGGAUAAUUCUCGUGGCUUCUUCGAUCGUCUUGUGUCUGCUCUACAUCUUUGCUACGCCAGCACUGAAGCUGAUCGGCCAGGAGGACGACAUCGCCGACCUCGCCGGCAAAUUCACCAUCAGCAUCAUCCCUCAGUUGUUCUCCAUUGCCUUCAUCUUCCCCGCCCAGAAGUUUCUCCAGGCUCAGAGCAAGGUACUCGUCAUGGCUUGGAUCGGCCUCCUGGCCCUCCUACUUCACGUCGGAAUGCUGGUGCUCUUCAUCUUCGUCUUCGACUGGGGCUUGGGCGGUGCUGCUGCCGCAUUCAACAUCUCGGGGUGGGUGGUCUCCCUGGCUCAGAUCGCGUACAUCGUAGGGUGGUGCAAGGACGGGUGGACCGGCCUUUCGUGGUCCGCUUUCAGGGAUUUAUGGGCGUUCGUCCGGUUGUCGUUUGCCUCCGCGGUGAUGCUUUGCCUCGAGAUCUGGUACAUGAUGAUCCUCACCGUGCUCAGCGGCCACCUCACCAACGCCGAGGUUGCCGUCGGCUCCAUUUCUAUCUGCAUGAACAUCAAUGGUUGGGAGGGCAUGGUAUUUAUCGGACUCAAUGCGGCGAUAAGUGUUCGGGUGUCCAACGAGCUGGGAGCAGGUCGCCCCCGGGCCACCAAGUAUGCUGUCAUCGUGAUCCUCCUCGAGUCCCUCGCCAUCGGCCUCAUCUGCAUGGUCGUCGUACUCGCAACACGGAAUUACUUCAGCAUCAUUUUCACGAGCGAUAAAGAGAUGCAACGGGCCGUCGCCAACAUCGCCUACCUUCUGGGCAUCACCAUGGUGCUCAAUAGCAUCCAACCAAUUAUCUCAGGAAUCGCUGUGGGAGGUGGCUGGCAGGGGCUGGUGGCUUACAUUAACUUGGGUUGCUACUACGGUUUUGGCCUUCCUCUGGGUUUCGUUUUGGGUUUUCUCCUCCACUUGGGGGUGAAGGGAAUCUGGGUCGGCAUGCUCGGUGGAACUCUUCUGCAGACUCUGGUACUGUUCUUCGUGAUCUGGAAGACAGAUUGGAGUGCAGAGGCAUCCCAAGCGGCAGCACGAGUGCAGUUGUGGGGAGGACAAGAAGCUGAAAAAGCUCAAACCUGAUCUCCAUUUACUUCUUGCUUUUGUAACCUUUAGAUGUCACUCACAAAUAAAUCUAUUUUUCUAUUGGAUUUAUCUGCAAAUAA
Molecule: messenger RNA, 1714 nt
Organism: Musa acuminata subsp. malaccensis (wild Malaysian banana)
Lineage: Eukaryota; Viridiplantae; Streptophyta; Magnoliopsida; Zingiberales; Musaceae
Product: protein DETOXIFICATION 35
Biological process (GO): xenobiotic detoxification by transmembrane export across the plasma membrane
Cellular component (GO): membrane
Molecular function (GO): antiporter activity; xenobiotic transmembrane transporter activity
Source: RefSeq, a predicted model, not a curated record